Messenger RNA from Spodoptera exigua (beet armyworm), 1969 nucleotides. NCBI's taxonomy places the organism in Eukaryota, Metazoa, Arthropoda, Insecta, Lepidoptera, Noctuidae. The record is from the annotation of a GenBank genome assembly.
AGUGACAGUCGCUUUCCAGCCCGCGUUGGAUGAGCAUCUCUUCAACCGCGCUGUGUGAAUGAGAAACUACCGUUUUAAAUCUUUCGUGCACGCGGGCCAGAACCGCUUAGUUAUCAGCCAUGAAGUGGUUCAGAAGGUGGUUCCUCGGAAGGUUCGGGAAGUCGAGAAAUGAGAAGACUGAAUCAGGCUCCAGCAAGCUCUGGUUCAAAUCUAUUGGAUCGUGGGAACACUUUACGUCUUUCAAAGAAGACGUUGAAAUGGCGGAAGAUGCCAUGGAAGUGUUAGAAGUAUUAUUGCCGGUUAAACGUAGUGAAGUCUUUGCGUUAACCACCAUCAAGAACUUUAGGACGGACAGUUUAAAGGAUUUCGUGUUGGAAAGUGACUGGGUUAUCUUAUCUCGAGAUCAACUGAUGGAGCCGAAACUCCAAAGACACCUGCAAAAGCCUAAUUCCUUGACUAGUUUGUGUAGAUCUUUGGCCGAAAGGUCAGUCUUUAAGAAAAAGGCAGAAGUGAUUGCGAAGCCACCCUUUUGUCACUGCAAUGAACUAAUGAGUUCAUGUGACAGUGAGAAGCCGUUACGAUUGAAUGUAUUUCGAAGGAUGAUCAACAGUUUCAAGAGGUUUUUUAGUCUCCUGUAUUCUAAUGUAAAACGUACAUUAUUUAAAGAUGAGACAGUUGUCGAAAUUCAGUUCAUCAACGAGGAUAAUUCGCUCGAAACAUUUUCUUCGUCCAGCAUGUACUUAUCGGCUGGCAGAGUGCGUGCCUUGCGCGGCGGUCGUCAAACACGCGGCGCGGGCGCAGCGCUGCGUGCGUACGCGCUACAUCUUGCACAGGACAAAAGCACUACUUUUGCUCAGAACAUCGACAACUUUAUCGCUUGCACCCUCGAUUCUAAGGACACAAGUCCGCAGGUAAUGAUGAGAAACAUGAGGCAGUUUAUGUCAGGCAUGAAGAACUACCUGGUCAAACAUGGCGAAAGGGAGUUCGAGAAAGAAGUCGAGAAGGAACGGCUCAAGCUAAAACCAACAGAGUUCCUGAACUUGGAUGCUAUAUUAGAAGGUGUGAUGCAUCGAUUGGUGGUACGUCCGUUGCGCGCGCGCCUCUACACGCUCCUGGCGGCUUGGCACUCGGCUGAUGUACGUCGUCUACACGCCGCCAUUGAACGAGCACAACAUGCCACACCUUUACAGCUAGGAAUUAAGGAAUCUACAAAAGUACCAUCAACAGCAGUAUUAGCAGUGAUCUCGAAGCAUUUCCUCAAGAUGCAGGAGGCUGACUCUCCCCUGGAUAAGUUAGAGAAUCUCCUGGCAGCUAUAUCAGUUAUGUUCAAUGCUAUUCGAGGUGAACGCAGUGUAGGAGCAGAUGAUCUGCUGCCAGUUUUGGCGUGGACUAUUGCCAGGAGCCGGCUGGUCUGUGCUGAACUGGAAGCGGAGUUGAUGGCUGGAUUGCUACCAGCUGCUUUAUUAGCCGGAGAAGGUGGCUACUAUUUGACGGCUCUGUUUUCUGCCGUGGCUGUCUUGAAGAGACUUGCUCCUGAACCACAGCCAGAUAGCACUACACCUCAGUGGCGUCGUGGUUCAGUCGACAACAACAGAGACCAGCAUUCAGUAGCAGUGGUGCGAGUUGUGUUACCGGACGAGUGUCGUGGGUCUAUUCGGCGCGUUCCAGUGCCGUGCCGGCCCGGCGCACGCGCAAGAGACUUAUGUCGAGCGCUUGCGCAUGCCGCCGCCAUCACCAAUCCACAAGAUUACGCUUUGUUUGCAUUACAUGAUGGACAUGAGACUAUGCUAAACGAGAAUGACUGCCCACAAGAAGUGAUGUCGGAAAAGACGGGACAGAACUUCACGCUGGCCUACAGAAGGAUCGACGCUAAGAUCGCCUGGCCACAGCAGGCAUUACACUCUUACCCUUAGACUGCUUCCUACAAUAAUAACUAGUAAUAUGAAGCGACAGAAAUAUCUUAGCAAUA